Molecule: messenger RNA, 3004 nt
Organism: Thunnus maccoyii (southern bluefin tuna)
Lineage: Eukaryota; Metazoa; Chordata; Actinopteri; Scombriformes; Scombridae
Gene: mob1a
Product: MOB kinase activator 1A
Exons: 6
Coding region: 212-862 (216 amino acids)
Biological process (GO): hippo signaling; positive regulation of protein phosphorylation
Cellular component (GO): nucleus; cytoplasm
Molecular function (GO): protein kinase activator activity
Source: RefSeq, a predicted model, not a curated record
GGAGGGGGCGACAGUCUGCCGGCCGAGCUGCUACAGGGAGCCGAUAGAGGAAGAACCGCUGUGGGUGCAGUUCUUCACGUUAGCCGAGACCAUAUUGUUAGCAGACAGCGCUGACAAGUGGCUCUUACGGGGUGAUUGUUGGACACAUUUCUACUCACUAAACCAGAGUCAGGAGUUGUAAUCGAGGCUCUUCGACGACUGCUUCGCCAAGAUGAGCUUCCUGUUUGGCAGUCGCUCAUCCAAGACCUUCAAGCCGAAGAAGAACAUCCCAGAGGGCUCCCAUCAGUAUGAGCUGCUGAAGCAUGCUGAGGCGACACUGGGCAGUGGGAACCUGAGGCAGGCUGUUAUGCUGCCCGAGGGAGAGGAUCUCAAUGAGUGGAUCGCUGUCAACACCGUGGAUUUCUUCAACCAGAUCAACAUGCUGUACGGCACCAUCACUGAGUUCUGCACUGAGACCAGCUGCUCUGUGAUGUCUGCUGGACCAAGAUAUGAGUACCACUGGGCUGACGGCACCAACAUUAAGAAGCCUAUCAAAUGCUCCGCUCCCAAAUACAUAGACUACCUGAUGACCUGGGUGCAGGAUCAGCUGGAUGAUGAGACACUUUUUCCCUCCAAGAUUGGAGUUCCCUUCCCCAAGAACUUCAUGUCCGUGGCCAAAACCAUCCUGAAGCGUCUGUUCAGGGUUUACGCUCACAUCUACCACCAACAUUUUGACUCUGUGAUGCAGCUGCAGGAGGAGGCCCACCUCAACACCUCCUUCAAGCAUUUCAUUUUCUUUGUUCAGGAGUUCAACCUCAUCGACCGACGAGAGCUUGCUCCCCUGCAGGACUUGAUCGAGAAGCUUGGAUCCAAGGACAGAUAGAUGUUUCAUCUCCCCUUUUUUUUAAAUUUUUUUUUUUUUAACAAUUUCUUUUCCUCCAUUGUCCUUCUCUGUGACCUCUGCUACCUCUAUGACUUCUAGUCUCAACUCUUAAAAUGUUGUGCCUUCUUCUUUUCUUUUCUUUCACCUGAACGUUUUUUUUGCUGUACUUUUCCUUUUAUUCUUUCUGUUGUCUUUUAUGCUGUCUUUGAGCCUUUUUUCUCAUCAUUGUCCUUCUAGAUCAUAAAAAAAAAUAGCGUAGUGUAGUCAAAAUAUAUUUUCACAGGACUGUGGUUAACAACUCGUUAAGAGCAACCUACUGAUUUUUACAUUGGACCAAGGACAUUUGGAAGUUAAAGUGAAAACCAGCCUUUUUUUUUUUUUUCCUUCAAAAGUUGGUGUAUAGUGUUUUUACUUAUUGAUAGGCAAUUUUAUUUUUGUUAACUUUUAGCUAUUGCAAUUACAAUGACUGACCAAAUAUCCCAAUCUUAGUUUUGUUUUGUUUUUUAUUUUCUGUCAUUAGGGUACAGUGAGAGUAACAGGAAGAAGAGAAAAAGUAGUGACAUGAAACAGAUCUUGGGGUAAACUUUGCACCAGUAACAAUGCAGGCGCACUUCAGUCUGAAGGCAGGCACAACAUGUAGCUGUCUGGCUAUGUAUCUGAUAUCAUACAUAUGUUAACAUGAUGUUGUUGACAUGCUCUUUGACACAGUCAACUGCAAAGAGACACAUUGAUGGAUGAUUGUGAGAUGCCUUUAUUCUUGCCCCACAAAAACACCACCUUCAACUGCAUCGUAGCUAUUUCAGUUUGGUCACGCAAUAUUGUUUUGCACAUUUUUCAGCUGUUUUCUUACAGAGAGAUGGUUCAUUGAAAUAGUAAAAUGCAAGAUAAAGUGCUUACAGUGAUACUUUUUUACCUGCUUUAUAGUUAUUAUUAAUAGCCACCUGCCACCAGCUUGCAUAAUCAUGACCCUAUAAGGGAGUUGUAUUGUAAAAAUGAUCAUGUCAGCAGCAAAAAUAGUCUGUGAAUUUUUAGUUUUACUGUCAUUAUAGUUCAUUUCUGUGGUGCCGAUAAAUUGUGGAACUCUGAAUGUUCCCUCAAUGCUGGUACUUAUUUUUAUUUACUUUUUACAUUUUUUUUUUACUAAAAACUGUCCCCCCUGGUUUGAAAAAUAGUCAUAUCUAUUGCACCUGUGCAUGAAAAGGAUGAGUGUCCUGAGAUGUAUGUAGUUUUCCCACAGAUGUCUUUAUUAAGUCUUGGUGCAUGUAUAAUUAUCGUGGUCAUUUCCUGUGCUUAACUCAGGCUACAACAGCAGGGCUGUUUGUACUGCCAUCUCUUUACAAACUAAUGCAGCUAGUACUCCUAAUGCAUGUUUUAUUUGGCAAAGUUUGAGCGAGGGACAUUGGUGCGUAAUCCUACUUCAUGUUGGACCUAAAUUCAUGUCAGACAAUCAUGUAACCGAUCAGACAGAAGAGAUGUAAGAUUACUGAAUGCGUCACCAGGAACCAGCCAAUGUGAUUAGGUGCACUAGAUUGUUCAUUUCAUUAUUUACCACUUUUUAAAGACUGUUUUCACACCAAUGCAAAGGUGUAUUUCCAAGCCUUUCAACAAUGUGAAAAACAUUCCUUUUAAUAUCGAUUUAUCCACUUUUGAGUCCCUUAAGUUGCUGGACAAAAACCUCAAGCUUGCAUCCGAUUAGUCAUCUGGAGGCCUGUCAAUAUAUUUUGCAAGACCAGGUUAUAUUUUAGAGAUUUUAUUUUAAUAUACAACCAGUCCUUUCAAUCUAGUCACAUAUUUCAAAUGUAUUCCUUUUUUUUCCUCACACUUUUGUUGUUAAACUUUUGGCACGGAGUUACAUUUCAUAUCGCAUUGUAAAAUAAGUGUUGACUUUAUACAUUUUGGAUCAAAGAAGGAACAAGGGCUUUGAAAUGAAUUAAAAGUUUUAUAUAUUUACAUUAACGGUCAGAUCAUCGGGGGGGGUCAUUUUGACAAGGAAAAGAUGCGAGGAUGUAUGUACUGCGUCCAAACGUUUGCUGUAAAUAAGAUCAGUGUUUUAUCUGAACAAAACUGUGCCUUACAAAAAUGAAAAUGUCUGAUAUGACAGUAUUGGUAGAUUUAAAACUCAAUAAAAACCCGAAAGGACAA